CACCUGCGAUUAGUCAGUGCGGAGUGCCGAAGAAGUCUUUUGCAGAUUCCGUUUUUGCCGCGCCUAAUUGGUGUCGCGCGUUAAUAGUUCGAAUACGUGCGGUAGGUUUCGAACCAAUUGAAAAAUUUGAAGCAUCAUAACUGCGGUUUCGAUUGGUCAACUUGGUGGUUGGCUUGGUGCUAGUGUGGCAAAGUAAUACAGGUUCUCUUCUCAAACCAAACGAUGAGGAUCGACCUAUAGCAAGGCAAAUGAAAAAUGUCGUCCUCACGAACAAACUUGAGAUACGGUUGUGCCUAAAUGGAGUUAUCAAUCCGCAAGGAAAAAAGAUAUGAAAAAGCACCGUCGGCGAUGUUUCAUUGCCUUUUGUGUCAUGAUGGUGGGCGUAGUCGUAUCGAGUUCGGAAAUCUAUGACAACUUGAGGCAGCGACUCGCAGACAACCAAUGGGAUUCCUUGAUUGGAAAUUCAGAUGGAAAUUUUACGAUUACUUAUCCAACGUACGAGCCGCCAUCUUCCAAUAACGGCACUCACCGCGUUUACAUAAACGCACCCCAAUUCGAAGAAAAAUUUCAAUUAGAGCUUCAUCGGUCGCCCAAAAUGGUGUCCGAUGAUUUCUUAAUGUUCGAAACGUUUGCCAACGCAUCGUCUUUGCUGCCGGUCGAGUCUAAAGACCUUUAUUGCUUUUACCGAGGAACCAAUGCUGCCCUCAGCUUGUGCGAUGGUGUUAGAGGUAUAGUUCACGUCAACCAACGCCAUUACUACGCCAUAUACCCACUGUCCAAGAAGUCAAAUAGUACGCUUCGACAACUACCGCAUCUUUUGAUAAGGAAUGUCCAUGAAAGGAAAAGUCCUAUCGGAGAUUACGAACGACCAAAACCCGAAGGAAUUUUCUUCGCGUCAAAUCAAACCAAAGAUUCGAUAACCAAAGUUAAACUUAAGACCAAAAAUUCUCAAAAAAUGGGCAAAACUUUGAAGAGAAGAAGACGCGAUACUUUUCCGAUAGGCGCCACAGUUUUCGUCGAGACUGCGGUGUUUGUGGAUCGCGAUCUCUUCGAUCACAUGAAAAUCAACUUUCCCGUCGACACCGAGAGAGAAGUGAUACGAUUCGUUUUGGCUAUGAUUAAUGCGGUCCAACUUUUGUACCAUGACCCAUCUCUCGGAAGGCCGGUGAAUUUCGUGCUAAAGCGAUUGGAGAUUCUGAAAGAGGAGAUGCCGGGUUUAGCGAGGCCGCCCGAUAUCGACAGAUUCCUGUCGAAUUUCUGCAAUUGGCAACGCACCAAGAAUCCGGCGGGAGAUCGGGAACCGUUGCAUUGGGACCACGCGUUGAUUUUAACCGGUCUCGACUUGUACGUCAGAGGAAAACACGGCAAAAUAUCCAAUCAAGUUGUGGGUUUAGCUCCCGUGGCCGGUAUGUGCACCCCUACGAGCAGUUGUACCGUAAACGAGGGCCGACAUUUUGAAAGCGUUUAUGUCGUAGCUCACGAAAUAGGACACAACUUAGGAAUGAGACACGACGGACCCCUAGCGGACAACGAUUGCGACCCUAGCAGCUAUAUAAUGUCACCUACGCUAGGCAGCGGCAAGAUCACCUGGUCGCCUUGCAGCAAACGAUAUUUGCAGAAGUUCUUAGACACUCCGCAGUCUAGAUGUCUGUUGGAUCACGGUAGUUCUGCAGGUCAGUUAGACCACGGCGCAGAAGGCGCCCUUCCUGGAGAACGAUUCGAUGCCAAUCAGCAGUGUAUGUUGAAAUACGGAAAGGGAAGCAAACACUCGUCGCAACAACCUUUGGACGAUGUGUGCAGGGAUCUUCACUGCGAAAAAGACAAGUACACGUGGACAUCGCACCCUGCUUUGGAGGGCACGUACUGCGGCAGUGGUAUGUGGUGCAGGGGAGGCAGAUGCAUCACCAAGUCGGGCUUCAAGUAUGACUUCAGCGGCGCGCUUAAGCAGACGGCAAAUUUAGAAGAAGUUCACGGCGGUUGGAGCCAAUGGCGUGACGGCGAAUGCGCGUCGGGUUGCUUAUUUGGAGAGGAAGGGAGACUUAGAACAGGCAGCACCGGAAUCAUGAUAUCAGAUCGGGCAUGUAACAAUCCCAGUCCUGAAGGAAAGGGAAACAAAUGCGACGGUCCCAGAAGGAAGUAUCAGACUUGCAACGCUCAACAAUGCCUAAAUGUUCCUAGAUUAACUAUAAGGGAGUUCGCGGAGCAAAUUUGCACCAGAGCGAGGGACGUGGAUAAAGAUCUCACCGGUUCUGGGAUGCAGAAAAUAAGCAGCGAUCCGGAGGAAGCUUGUACCGUAUGGUGUCAGAAACGUAACGGCAGCACGAAAAGCAGAGGAUGGACAUUCCCAGACGGUACGGCGUGUCAGACGAGGAGAAAGUCUAGCGGUUUGUUGUCAUUUUGUUCCCGCGCAAUUAUAUCCUCUUACUUUUCUUCAGGAAGAGCCAGCUACUGCAUCACGGGAAGAUGCGAAGACUUCGUAUGUGACUCGUUAGAAGACACUGUGUUCAGUCUAAUGCCGGAACUAUGUCCGGUCGACCGGGCCAACAACGACAUCAAUUGGAGGUAUAGUUUGAGGGUCAGGGAGGGCGUGAUCCGGUGGAAAAGCGCGAGCGGGUGUCACUUUAAUUGCAUUUCGCCGGGUUCCGGCAUUCGACUAGUUAUGAACAAGAAGUCUUCGAAGCCUAGUAUACAAUUGUGCCAACCAGAUCAGUUUGGGUGUGGUAAGAUAAAGUCCCCGUUUGAACACGCCUCUAUGAUAUGCACCAAGUACAAGGGUCGCGUCCGGAGAUUGUCCGGACUUGGGAUGCAGAUUUCCGCUUCAUUUGAAGAUCCCGAUCGACCGUGCAAAGUUGCGUGCCAAGACGAAAACAUAUCACACAGGUUUUAUCUGGUAAAUGGAGAAGAUGGAUGGUUUCCGUUUGGAACCGACUGCACCAAAGGGUCCCACGACAAGAAAUCUUACUGUGUCAGCGGCAAAUGUUUAGGUUUUGGAAGCGAUGACACCCCGCUAUCAGAAAGCGAGUUUACUCUACCUUUGCUUUCACGUAGUCGAAGGUCGUUGCAAAGGGGUACCGGCAAUAAGAUAAUUAUAAAACUCAAUCAAGAGCAAUUAGACGAAAUAAUAGACAAUUUGAAUAGAACUAUAUUAGGAUAUACUCCAAGGAAAAUAUUUGAAGUAGACCUAAAUAACCCGAUUCACGUAAACAAAGAUGUAGUAGUGAAUGCCUCGGGUAUAAAUUUUUACUAUGACAACGACUUUGCGACAAACGACGGGAGCAUAAAUUUUUAAAGUUUAAAAUGUUAAUUAAAAUUUUUAUA
Cylas formicarius (sweet potato weevil) is the source of this 3318-nucleotide messenger RNA. It is a transcript of the gene stl, whose product is annotated as A disintegrin and metalloproteinase with thrombospondin motifs adt-1. The coding region runs from base 329 to 3289 and encodes 986 amino acids. Gene Ontology annotation, biological process: proteolysis; extracellular matrix organization. The transcript has 17 exons. Gene Ontology annotation, molecular function: metalloendopeptidase activity. The record is from RefSeq and is a predicted model, not a curated record. Lineage: Eukaryota; Metazoa; Arthropoda; Insecta; Coleoptera; Brentidae. Gene Ontology annotation, cellular component: extracellular matrix.